AUGAUGCCAGGCGCUGCCACCCUCGUGCUGGUGCUCCUGGCCCUGUGCGUGGAGCUUCCUCCCGCCCCAGCCCAGCAGCACCGAGCAGGGGACCAUGGCGCUGCCCCUGCUGCCAGCCCCCUGCCGCGCCGAGCCCCACGGGGCCGCCGGCCGCCUGCCACCCCACCGGCCCCGGGCAAAGCAGGCGAGUGCCCGGCAGCCGGGAGCGACCCCCCGCGCCCCACCAGGCUGUACUGCCUCUCCGACCACAGCUGCCCCGGGGCCGAGAAGUGCUGCCACCGCGGGGAGGUCCGCGCCUGCCUCCUCCCUGCCACAGAGAGCCCAGGCUACUGCCCCCGUGCCGGACCUGGCGGGGCGAGCUGCGGGGCGAGCUGUGGCAAUGACACCGCCUGCGGCCCUGCGGAGAAGUGCUGCACCCGCAGCUGCUGCGCCCGCUGCCUGCCAGCAGAGCCAGCCAAACCCGGCCUUUGCCCGCGGAAGCGAGCGCGGCGCGGCGGAGCUGCGUGCCCCAACCGCUGCGCUGAUGACAGGGACUGCCCCGGGGACCGCAAGUGCUGCUUCUCCGGCUGCGGCCUGGCCUGCACCUCCCCGCACACAGCAAAGCCCGGUGUGUGCCCCGUGGUGCUGCGGGGCUCCCUGGGGCCCUGCGAGGAGCUGUGCGACACCGACGGCGACUGCCCUGGGGCAAGGAAGUGCUGCUCCACCGGCUGCGGCCACGUCUGCAAACCGCCCACCGAGGCACGGCCUGGGCUCUGUCCCCCCCGCAGCCGCCGGGUCGGAGCAGGCGAGUGCCUCACCCUGUGCCUGGAGGACAAGGACUGCCCCCCCAGCCACAAGUGCUGCCUGCGGGACUGCGGCCGGGCGUGCAUCCCCCCGCUGCAGGGCACAGCCUAG
This is a messenger RNA of Oxyura jamaicensis (ruddy duck), 894 nucleotides long. Its product is annotated as WAP four-disulfide core domain protein 3-like. Gene Ontology annotation, molecular function: peptidase inhibitor activity. Gene Ontology annotation, cellular component: extracellular region. Gene Ontology annotation, biological process: innate immune response; antibacterial humoral response. NCBI's taxonomy places the organism in Eukaryota, Metazoa, Chordata, Aves, Anseriformes, Anatidae. The record is from RefSeq and is a predicted model, not a curated record.